AUGUGGGUGGAAGUGAAAGCUAUAGCUGCAAUGCUGGUGGUUCAGUUUAUGUUUGCAGGAAUGUUCGUUUUGUUUAAGAUAACAGCACAUGAUGGUACAAAUCUCAAAAUUCUUGUGGCUUAUCGUCUCUGUCUCGCUACUCUUGCCAUGUUUUCCCUCGCCCUCAUCUUCCAAAGGGCGGCGUUACCAAUGAGUUUCUAUUUGCCGGGUUUGGCACUAACAUCAGCUACAUUUUCGACUGCGGCCGGUAUCCUUGGUCCGUUGAUCACCUUGGUACUGGCCUUGAUUUUUAGGAUGGAGACUCUACUGCUGGGGUCGAACGUAGGGAAGGCUAAGUUGAUGGGGACGCUGCUUGGUGCCGGUGGGGCCCUCGUCUUUGUAUUAUACAAAGGUGUUGAGAUUCAUAUCUGGUCAACACACGUUGACUUACUUAAAAGCUCGAAUACUCAUCAAUCAAAUGGCCAAGCCACUUCGAACCAGCACAUGUCAAUCCCUGGGGUUCUUAUGGUUCUCGGUUGUAACGUUUCCAACUCGCUUUGGUUACUAUUUCAGACAAAAGUAGGAAAGCAAUUUGGAGGAAACUAUUGGAACAUAGGUCUGACGAAUGGGAUGGGAAGCUUGGUGUGCUUGGUUUUCGCUCUCUGGUCGGAGCAUGACUGGAAGCAAUGGCGUUUAGGAUGGAACAUUAGCCUCCUAACUACCAUUUAUGCGGGACUCGUCGUUUCAGGAAUGGCCAUGCCUCUUAUUGCGUGGUGCGUUGAAACAAAAGGAGCGUUAUAUGUUACGGUGUUUAGCCCUGUAUGUCUAGUGAUCGUUGCCCUCUUCGGAUCAUUUGCUUUAGAGGAAGCUCUUCAUUUAGGAAGUAUAAUCGGUGCAAUGAUAAUGGUGGGAGGAGUAUACCUGGUGGUGUGGUGUAAAAUGAAGGAAACGACUUUGGACAAUAUUGAAAUGGAUAAGAAUAUCAAAGAAGUGAACCUCGGCAAUAUAUCAGCAGUAAAUGAUAGAGAUAUCCCAUGA
Molecule: messenger RNA, 1017 nt
Organism: Microthlaspi erraticum
Lineage: Eukaryota; Viridiplantae; Streptophyta; Magnoliopsida; Brassicales; Brassicaceae
Source: the annotation of a GenBank genome assembly